Molecule: messenger RNA, 703 nt
Organism: Cladocopium goreaui
Lineage: Eukaryota; Dinophyceae; Suessiales; Symbiodiniaceae
Source: the annotation of a GenBank genome assembly
GUUUCAUGCCAAGAAUUGCCUUCUUUGUGGGUCGAUUGAUGGCCACCGCGUUUCAUCCAGGAGAGUCUUGCAGCGAAUUGAGGAGGUGCAACUGGUGCCAAAUCAGACCAGUUUCAACGCCGCCGUAAGUGCCUGUGAUCGUGCCAUGCGCUACAGGUAAGGAGCAGGCGUCGGGCUGAGCAGCUGGAACGGUUGCGGCAGCAGCAGCAGCAAAAUGCCCAGGAGAAGGCUCUUGGAUCAACGAGCAGCGAAGAAGAUGGAACUGCUACGAGAGCAGCACAACACUGGCGGGCGCUGGAAGAUCCACCUGUUUUGGGCUGGCCCCAGGUACUGCGUGAUUGAGGUGGUGAACAAACCCUAUACCCGGCUGCAAACGCCAGAACUUCAGGGCCCGAUGCCCCUCUGGGACUACACGGGCGUGCUCUCAAAGGUGGGCUUUGGAGAUGUCUUGAAGUUCGCAGUCUAUCGCAAGGAACCAGUCGUGGAAGUGGACCAUACAGCCGCAGCACCUUCUGUGGAACAUACCACGGUGCUGUAUUUGCAGGUGCUGAAAUGUGGGGUGGCAACAGGUGUUCUAGGUAGUUGCCAAGGAUGCAUGAUAUGGCGCCUGCCGCAAUUUGCGACGUGCGGAAAUCUGUUGCAUCAGAACAGAGACACUUACACGUUUAGAUCCUUCAGUCAGAAAGUCAUCUAUAAAACUUAA